AUGUCGUGCUACUUCCUGUUGCUGAGUUGUGCAGCGUACGGAGUUGUUGCGAGUGUCUCGUUGAGGAUCGUGGGAAAGGUGUCCAUUGCUCAGUGGACUACCGGGAGGGCCUUCAAGAACCUGGCCUGUCCACUCAUUGGGGUUGAGUUUGACGUGGAGAAUGAGGAGGCGUUGGAUGUUAGGCCGGCGGUGUUCAUCUCGAAUCAUCAAUCGGAACUUGACAUUCUCUUUUUAGGACGAAUCUUUCCCAAGCACUGUAGCGUGACUGCAAAGCGCUCGCUCAAGUACAUUCCUUUCCUCGGCUGGUUCAUGGCCCUUUCCGGAACUGUCUUCAUCGACCGUGCCAACUCCAAAUCAGCCAGAGCCGCAUUCGACGGUGCCGUCAAGGAGAUUAGGGACAACAAACAGAGCGUCUGGAUCUUCCCCGAGGGUACCCGAUCCUACUUCUCGCAGGCCGAUUUGCUUCCAUUCAAGAAGGGCGCUUUCCAUCUUGCGAUCCAGGCGGGAGUCCCGGUCGUUCCCGUUGUCGUACAGAACUACAGCCAUGUGUUGCACUUGCAGGACAGAACUUUCGAGCCUGGUACCAUCAAAGUCAAGGUUCUGGAACCGAUAAACACUGAGGGCCUUACCGGCGCGGAUGUGGACAAGCUCGUUACCAAGACCAGGGAGGAGAUGUUGGUUGAGUUGAAGGGGCUCUCGGCGGCCAAGAUCGAGACAAAGAAGACUUCAUGA
Messenger RNA from Morchella sextelata, 732 nucleotides. RefSeq lists its product as uncharacterized. The transcript is spliced from 4 exons. Gene Ontology annotation, cellular component: membrane; endoplasmic reticulum. Gene Ontology annotation, biological process: phosphatidic acid biosynthetic process. Lineage: Eukaryota; Fungi; Ascomycota; Pezizomycetes; Pezizales; Morchellaceae. Gene Ontology annotation, molecular function: 1-acylglycerol-3-phosphate O-acyltransferase activity. The record is from RefSeq and is a predicted model, not a curated record. The coding region runs from base 1 to 732 and encodes 243 amino acids.